AUGAAGUAGUUAUUACAGGGAUUAAGUACUAUACAUGAUGCCCACAUUUUGCAUAGAGAUCUCAAAUUGGAAAACAUAUUAAUGGAAGACCCUCUUUUUCUAAAAAUCAAAAUAAUUGAUUUUGGACUUGCAUGUAAAAAAAAUGAAAUAAAUAAGCUAAAUCAAAGAUGCGGAACUCCAGGAUAUGUAGCUCCAGAGAUUUUAAAUAACGGAUUUGCAUCUAAAGGUAUUAUAUACAGGAAAAAACACUAGAGAGGUGAUUUGGAACAAUACCUAAGAGUCACCGAUUGCACGACUAAUUAAAUUGAAAAGUUUAGUAAGCGAUCAAUGCUUUUAACUGUUAUAUGA
This is a messenger RNA of Stylonychia lemnae, 348 nucleotides long. The record is from the annotation of a GenBank genome assembly. Lineage: Eukaryota; Ciliophora; Spirotrichea; Sporadotrichida; Oxytrichidae.